Messenger RNA from Ochotona curzoniae (black-lipped pika), 1825 nucleotides. RefSeq names its product STAGA complex 65 subunit gamma-like. Gene Ontology annotation, molecular function: protein heterodimerization activity; transcription coactivator activity. The coding region runs from base 517 to 1755 and encodes 412 amino acids. The record is from RefSeq and is a predicted model, not a curated record. Lineage: Eukaryota; Metazoa; Chordata; Mammalia; Lagomorpha; Ochotonidae. Gene Ontology annotation, cellular component: SAGA complex. The transcript has 5 exons.
UCUCACAAACGACCCUUACGGGGCUGUUGGCCGUGAGUUCGGGCCUCAAGGGGUGCGGCUGUCUGGGCGAGGACUAGCGGCUUCCGUGGGUUUCCACGCCGUCCCGUCUCCCGGCCGUGCCGGGCACCAGGCGACACGGGGGUUGGCGUCUGUGGGCCGGCAGCCAGGAGCGACCUGGCGUUCCCUGGGCUCGGCACCUGCCUUGGUUGUUCCUUUCGGUGAAGCGAGGGGCAGGAGGGCGACUUUGUUGUUGCUGUUGUCACAGCGUUCCUGUAUCCUUCGGGAACAAGGAAAGCUGUGUAGGGAGAAUACUUUUGGUCUUGCAUUUCUAUGACACUGACAUUUUCCUAAGUGGUCUUGAACAGCCUGCCUUUUAUGUAAAUAACUGGCUGGACUUUAUUUAUUUCUGUAUAUAGAAUAUAGAAGCCUAUAUUCUACAGUUGGCAGAGAUUGAAACCCAUUACUAUCAGGAUACCAUCUACCUUAAACUUGAGAACUCUGGCAACUUCUUCCACAAUGUUGAGAUACUGGGGUGAGAUACCGAUGUCAUCCAGCCAGACCAACAGAAGUUCCUUCGAUUUGCUCCCUCGGGAAUUCCGCCUGGUGGAAGUCCAUGACCCCCCAAUGCACCAGCCCUCAGCCAACAAGCCCAAGCCCCCCACCAUGCUCCCUGUCCCCUCAGAACCGUGCAGCCUCACCAUCCACACCAUUCAGUUGAUCCAGCAUAACCGCCGUCUCCGGAACCUUAUCGCCACGGCCCAGGCCCAGAGUCAGCAGCAGACGGAGGGUGUCAAGACAGAAGAGAGUGAACCGCUUCCCCCCUGCCCGGGGUCCCCCCCGCUGCCUGAUGACCUCCUGCCCUUAGACUGUAAGAACGCCAACACACCAUUCCAGAUCCGGCACAGUGACCCAGAGAGUGACUUUUAUCGAGGGAAGGGGGAGCCUGUGACCGAACUCAGCUGGCAGUCCUGUCGGCAGCUCCUGUACCAGGCAGUGGCCACAAUCCUGGCCCAUGCAGGCUUCGACUGUGCUAAUGAGAGUGUCCUGGAGACCCUCACCGAUGUGGCCCAUGAGUAUUGCCUGAAGUUCACCAAGUUGCUGCGCUUUGCUGUGGACCGGGAGGCCUUGCUGGGACAGUCCCCUUUCCCUGAUGUUAUGGAGCAAGUGUUCCAUGAAGUGGGCAUUGGCAGUGUGCUGUCUCUCCAGAAGUUCUGGCAGCAUCGCAUCAAGGACUAUCACACAUACAUGUUACAGAUUAGUAAGCAGCUCUCUGAAGAGUAUGAGAGGAUCGUGAACCCCGAAAAAGCCACAGAGGACAGCAAGCCUGUGAAGAUCAAGGAGGAGCCUGUGAGCGACAUUGCCUUUCCGGUCAGCGAGGAGCUGGAGGCUGAUCUUGCUCCUGGGGACCAGACUCUGCCCAUGGGGGUCCUUGGGGCGCAGGGCGAGCGCUUCCCAUCGAACCUGGAGGGUGAAGCAUCCCCUCAGGCUCCAAGUGCAGAGGUAAAUGCAUCUCCCCUUUGGAAUCUGGCCCAUGUGAAAAUGGAGCCUCAAGAGAGUGAAGAGGGUAAUGUCUCCGGGCACGGUGUGCUGGGCAGCGAUGUCUUUGAGGAGCCCAUGUCGGGCAUGAGUGAAGCUGGGAUCCCUCAGAGCCCGGAUGACUCAGACAGCAGCUACGGCUCCCACUCCACUGACAGCCUCAUGGGCUCCUCCCCUGUUUUCAACCAGCGUUGCAAGAAGAAGAUGAGGAAAAUAUAAGAGGAAAAUGGAUGUUUUCUGUCCUGAGCUACAGCCCCCAACAGAAUACCUUGCUGUUUGUUUGGUUCCA